AUGUCUGAGGGGACCGAGGAACAGGAUUUUGUUAUUGUAACUGUUGACGACAGUGAUGAUAAUGAGUGCAGCAUUGAGAUGGUGGAAGAUUCUGAAACAGCAGAUAAUUCCACUGAUGACAUAGCAAAUUAUUCCACUUAUGACACAGCAGAUAAUCCCACUGAUGACACAGCCACACAACCAAGCUCCUCCAGCGGCAGUGAUGACCAUCACCGCCCACUCCAAAUGUCAUAUGGUAAUGGGUAUCACUCUGUCACCCAGGCUGGAGUGCAGUGGCACGAUCACAGCUUACUGCAGCUUCAACCUCUUGGGCUCAAGCAAUUCUCCCACCUCAGCCUUCCCAGUAGCUGGGAUCAUUUACUGUGUAGGCUUGAAGUUACUAAGCAGUCACUUCACAUAGCCUAUGCAGACCAAACCAUUUCACAGAUCAAAUGCCCAGUACAUUUAAAAAGAUACAGUUACAACUCAGAGGAAGUGGAUUUGCCAAAAAGAGGAAGAUUAUCUACUCCAGAGGUACAGUCUAGCACACCACCACCAGCAGAAAGGCAGGAAACCCAUGCCUGGGCCAGCCCUGCUGUAGCAUCUCUUGAGUCAGCAGCAUGUCCUGAACUGCAGGAAGGGGUGACCAGUGAGAGUUCAUCAUAUCCCAGAAUUGUCUCUCAAUGCCUCAUUCAGCCGUAUGUCACACAAGGUGGCUCAUUUCCUUGUUUCGGUAUGGGGUGUAACUUUAUCAGUGGAGGUGCUGAAAGUACCCAUGCUGUCAUCUCAUUUGCCGAUGCUACUACAGCAGUACCUAUGGCAGGUCUGUCACAAGGAGAACCCAAUCUGGCAAAUAACCCUGGUGUGGUGAAUUACUCUGCUCUACUGGAAAAUGAAGAUGUGGGCCCAGGUAGAGCCUUGUCAUCUUUCUGCAUCCAUCCCAAUUUGGAAAUGCCAGAAAGACCAGCAAACAGCAGUAAAAACAGCACUGAGACAGUGAAUUACCCAACUUUAAUGGGAAAUUACAGUGGCCAAAAUACUGCCUCUUUAUCUGUCUUCAUCCCUCCCUAUUUUGGUGAAAAAUUAAAUGCCACAGGAACAAUGAAACCAACAUGGAAAAAUAACUCUCAGACAGUGUUACCAUCUUUAUUGGGAAAUAUGAGUGUCCCAACCAGCGCCUUUCAAAUCUUCCCCAUCACUUCUAAUUUUGAAUCUGGCCCACAAAUGAAUUCUGGGACAAUGAGUUACUCAACUGUAAUGCAAAAUAGCUGUGACCAAGAUGAUGCUUCAGCAUCUGCCUGCCUCACUCCCAAUUUUGCACUGUUACCUCUGAACAUUUUGGUAAAAGUAGAUACCAACACGGAAAACAGCCUCAACACAAUGAAUCGCUCAACUUUAUUGAACAGUGACAGUGGCCAGGAUUCUUCCUCAUCACCUGUCUGUAUCCCUCCCAAGUAUGGCUAUCUUGGUGAUCCAAAAAGAAAUGUCAGAGUACUUAAAACUCAUUUACUGGCCGUACGAAAUAUGGCCAAACCUAAGCAAGCAGCCUGCUAUUUGGUUCGUAUUUUGUUCUCCAAGGAAAUCCUGAUUGGCAACUCAGUGGAUAUCCAUUUGAAAGACAGCCAGUCCCUUGACCCAAACAAAAUGGCUGCAUUGAGAGAAUAUCUGGCAACAACUUUUCCCACCUGUGAUUUGCGUGAACAUGGAAAAGACUGGCAGGACUGUAUUUCUGGUAUCAAUUCUAUGAUCUGCUGUUUAUGUUCUGAAGCCAGGAGUACUCCAAAAACUGUUCACAAAAAUAAAAAACUUACCAACCCUGUUGCACCAGCAUCUGCAGAUAGAAAUGACCAUAGGGACAGAGAUGGUGGUGAAGGCAGUUCUUGGAUGUUUCAGCCAAUGAAUUAUUCUGAAAUGAGAGAAAAGGGGAACUUGCAGCCAAACAGUGAUUCUAUCCCUGAAGAAAUGCAAGAGCCUUCCACUGAUAAUCCAGAGGAACCUGGUGAAGCAUGGGGCUAUUUUGGAAGACCUUGGAGAAAUAUAUGGAUGCCAUAUUCAGUACUGACUUUGGCAAAAGCUAAGUCUUGCGCAAGCCUGUCAGCUAGAUACCUUAUUCACAAACUCUUCACAGAAGAUGUCCUGAUCCAAAGUAACGUCUAUGGCAGUCUAAAGCAUGGCCUGUAUGCCCUUGACCCUAAUAAGAUUAGUGCUCUCCAAGAGUUCCUCCAAGAAAACUACCCAAUUUGUGAUCUCUCGGAAAAUGGAAGGGACUGGAAGUUGUGUGUGACCUCCAUCAACAGCAGUAUCCGUAGCCUUAGACAUAAUGUCAGAAGUGCUGACGCCAGAUCUCAGUCACUUCCAGCAGUGACCCCUCCAGAGUCGGAGCAGGAGUAAAAGUCAAGAGAUCCCAACGCCACUGACAGAAGCACCUGA
Messenger RNA from Chlorocebus sabaeus (green monkey), 2409 nucleotides. The record is from RefSeq and is a predicted model, not a curated record. Lineage: Eukaryota; Metazoa; Chordata; Mammalia; Primates; Cercopithecidae.